GUAGAGAGAGAGAGUGACGUGUACACGACUUAUUGUCGGCUUUUUGCACAAUAUAAAAACUAUACAACUCAUUGUUGUUACACACAUUGAAAGCGACACGUAAGUCGAGCAUAGUGCUAGAAGCUCAAAGUGAAAACCCGAAACAACGAUGAUGCAGUUAUUGUGCGCAUCAAGCGUAUUGUUGUUAGUGCUGGUUUGUGGCAGCACUAGCGCAUUCUACUCACCCUCUGACGCCGUCGUGGAGCUGACGCCAUCAAACUUUGAUCGCGAGGUUGUCCAGGACGAUGCCAUCUGGGUUGUGGAGUUCUAUGCUCCCUGGUGCGGACACUGCCAGACCUUGGUGCCGGAGUACAAGAAGCUGGCCAAGGCGCUCAAGGGUGUCAUCAAGGUGGGCUCGGUUAAUGCCGAUGAGCACAACGAGCUAAGCGGCAAAUACGGUGUACGUGGCUUUCCCACCAUCAAAAUCUUCGGCGCCAACAAACGCACGCCCACCGAUUACAGCGGACAGCGUACCGCCAACGCAAUUGCGGAGGCGGCUCUCGCCGAGGCCAAGAAGAAGGUGCAAGCCGCUUUUGGAGGCGGUAGCGGUGGCAGCAGCGGCGGUGGCAGCUCAUCAAACUCUCGUGGUGAUGUCAUCGAGCUGACGGAAGACAACUUUGACAAGUUGGUGUUAAAUUCCGAUGAUAUUUGGCUGGUGGAAUUCUUUGCACCCUGGUGCGGUCACUGCAAGAAUCUGGAGCCCGAGUGGGCCAAGGCCGCUAAGGAGCUCAAGGGCAAGGUCAAACUGGGUGCUCUGGAUGCCACCGCACACCAGACUAAAGCAGCCGAAUACAAUGUACGCGGUUAUCCCACAAUCAAGUUCUUCCCAGCCGGCUCGAAGCGAUCCAGCGAUGCUCAGGAAUACGAUGGCGGUCGCACUGCAUCCGACAUUAUAAGCUGGGCCAGCGACAAGCAUGUGGAGAAUGUGCCAGCACCAGAGCUCGUGGAGAUUACGGAUGACUCGAGCUUUGACAGCGCGUGCGAGGGCAAACCAUUGUGUGUGGUCUCCGUGCUGCCGCAUAUUCUGGACUGCAAUGCCAAGUGCCGCAACAAGUUCCUGGACACUUUGCGCACCUUGGGCGACAAGUUCAAGCAGAAGCAGUGGGGAUGGGCGUGGUCCGAGGGCGGUCAACAGCCAGCUCUCGAGGAGUCUCUGGAAGUGGGAGGCUUUGGUUAUCCAGCCAUGGCCGUGGUCAACUUUAAGAAAAUGAAAUUCUCCGUACUGAAGGGAUCCUUCUCCAAGGAUGGCAUCAAUGAAUUCUUGCGCGACAUUUCCUAUGGACGCGGACACACUGCGCCCGUGCGUGGCGCCAAAAAGCCAACGAUAACAAGCGUCGAUGCUUGGGACGGCAAGGAUGGCCAGCUACCCACCGAGGAGGACAUCGAUCUAAGUGACAUUGACCUGGACGAUGAUGUCAAGGACGAGCUGUAAAGAUGCCGGCUGACACCGACAACACUUUUUCCCACUAAGACUGCAGUUCAGGCUACUUUUCUACUUAUCCAAUAAAUUAAUUCAACCAAUUGUCUGCAAUCAUUUAAACCCAAGUCGCAGGUGCAUCUGAAUACUAUGUAUUAGAUUUAGUCACUAAACGAUAUUGCGAUAAAUCGAGCAUGCAAAUAAACUACCAAUGAACAAGACCAAUACACUUUUA
Messenger RNA from Drosophila innubila, 1691 nucleotides. It is a transcript of the gene CaBP1, whose product is annotated as protein disulfide-isomerase A6 homolog. Gene Ontology annotation, biological process: response to endoplasmic reticulum stress. Gene Ontology annotation, molecular function: protein-disulfide reductase activity; protein disulfide isomerase activity. Bases 149 to 1471 code for a protein of 440 amino acids. Gene Ontology annotation, cellular component: endoplasmic reticulum lumen. The record is from RefSeq and is a predicted model, not a curated record. Lineage: Eukaryota; Metazoa; Arthropoda; Insecta; Diptera; Drosophilidae. The transcript has 2 exons.